Molecule: messenger RNA, 666 nt
Organism: Peronospora matthiolae
Lineage: Eukaryota; Oomycota; Peronosporomycetes; Peronosporales; Peronosporaceae
Source: the annotation of a GenBank genome assembly
AUGGAUCCAACCAUCACUCCGGCACCGCACGAAGCCGCGAAUGCCACCCUCGCCACGGCCGAGGACCUCGCGUCGCUCGCAGAAGAUCGCUGUCCUCACGCCGAUGUGCUGUCACGCGUGCUGUCCCUUGUCUCGCAAGACUACAGUGCGCCCGUCCCGUCCUGCGCAGCUGCAGCAAUCCAAAAGGCACUGACCGACGUCGCGGAUCUCCUGCAACGUCAUCAGCUCGACGUUAUUAACGACAACGAUAGCAAUGGUGACGAUCGUCGUAUCGUAGCGUACACGCUGGCGCAACGCACCGUGAUUGAGCGUGGCCUGCGCCUGCUGUGGACGCACGUGACGACGUAUCAACUACACGCGGCGCUGAUUGACAUGAUGCGCACGAUCGACUUUCUGCCGCGCGCGCUCGUGUUCUGGAAACACUUGAGGAAGUCCACGGUGCGGGAGAUUGUGCAGCGAGGACCGAUGCAGUGGAUCCUCACGCGCGCGCAACAAAUCACUGCGGGCGAACGGAUCCGGAGCCUGGAAGAGACGCUGGACGCUCAUUUGAGGAAGAUUGGGAUGUUCAAGAACUUGACCAUGAAGUGCGCGGGCCUGACUGCAGACUCUGAGCAGCUGGAGGCGAGGGUAAACGAAGGAAUGACGCUUUUUGGCUCUCGUCUAUAG